AAGGUUCAGGAGACAAAAUCAGCUACAAUUAUUAAACCUGAUCUUACUUCUUUGUGGGCAAGGAAAGCCUCACGUUGCUGAUUUCUUAUGUCCUAACCAAAAGGAUUUUUUAAAGAGGAGAAAACCGGAAUCCGAAAAUGCCGUCCAAGAAAAAGGCGUUAUUAUUUUUAUCUGGUUUUGUGGCCAGCAUUGGAUCUUUUGCCAUUAUUUGUACCUGCUUAGCAACAAAUGAAUGGGUAUCGAGUGAGGUUGAUUUCAGGAUAAAUAAUGCAACCGGUUUUGUGAGUAUUCAGUAUGGACUCUUCCAAGGAACCCAUUCCAGGACUGCAAUAGAAGGAGCAAUCGGCAAAGAACCGACCCAAUUUAAAGUUCUGGAUUAUGUAAAAGACAGUGCUAAAAUAAUCCAGAUAGUGAUCAUCUUGUUCCUUGUUCUGGGCCUGGUCUGUUCGUUCGCAAGUUCCGUAAUUACAUGUCUGAACAGCGUGAGCAACCCGUACCUGACCUACCUGGGACCCAUUGGAGUUUAUGUCUGGGUGUCAAUAAAUGCUGUCCUCAGCCUGCUCUGUAUGGUUCUGGGCGCUGUCAAUGCUGAAAUAACCGGAAUGCCGAAGCAACUGGCCGUGGCGCUGGAUAAAGCCGGAGAUAAGUUUUAUGAAACACGAUUCACCUACGGAUAUUCCUUCUGGCUAUUAAUCCUCAUUAUGGUUUUCAAUAUCGUCACCAUUGCAGUUAUUUAUGUUUACCAGAAAGCAAGAUACACAAAGCAGAAGGAGCAAGAGAGGCCGAUGGAAAGGGCGACCCAAGACGUUAUUCUCUUUUGAAGGCGGCAAUUUGCUUCACUGCAAGUGACUGAUUAUUUAACUUGCUUUUUGAUCCCCAGCAGAACAUGAAGAUCCCUGGGGGAAGGCUGCCUUGGCCAAUAAAAACUCUACUUUUCCCGAAUCAUUAACCUUCUCAGCCGCUGGAAGAUUAUCCAUGUUUACAGAUUAAAAAGUCACUGUA
Messenger RNA from Xenopus laevis (African clawed frog), 1002 nucleotides. It is a transcript of the gene clrn3.L, whose product is annotated as clarin 3 L homeolog. Gene Ontology annotation, cellular component: membrane. The transcript has 3 exons. The coding region runs from base 138 to 821 and encodes 227 amino acids. NCBI's taxonomy places the organism in Eukaryota, Metazoa, Chordata, Amphibia, Anura, Pipidae. Gene Ontology annotation, biological process: sensory perception of sound. The record is from RefSeq and is a predicted model, not a curated record.